AGUACACAGAAAAAUGUCAAUGGACGCAAGCAAAUUGCUCGAGUCGUAAUUUUCCAAUUACAUUUUUACGUUUUCGGGUGAUAAUUUUUGACUAAAUUGCCGUGAAAAGUGUCUCAAGAUGUGCGCUGUUGGAUUUUGCAUUUAGUAAUGUACGAAUAUUUUGCUGCGAUUGUUCGGAAUCCGUAAAAAACAUAACAAGAAAGAAAAAAAAGUGUCAAGUGUCUCCCCCACAAAUGAAUUCGGGACGCGAUUUUCCGGAGCAAAAGCAGUUGUGCAAGCGAUAAGAUUUCGGGAGGGGGAGUGCUGAUAAAACCAAGACGAAUCUAUUUCCCCACCCGCAAGAGGAGGAUUAGAGUAAACACAACGCACAAGAUGCAGCGAAGAUCCCGACGGAAUCGACAAACGCUGGCAUUGUUCCUUGUGUUGAUGGCGUUAAUUGAAACCACACCCGGCCGGGUUUCGGCGACGGCGGCCGCGGCAUCAGCAGGUGGUUCGCCUUCGUCCGCCGUUGAAGAUUGGGACGAUCCGAUUGAGGAGGAGGAGGGUUAUUGUGCGCCGUACAACGGGAAGGUUUGCAAGUCGUUUGUCAACAGUCGACAGGUUUGGUACAGCCGGGAGGACGGGACUGGUGGGUGGGAGAACGAGAAGAUUACGGCCGCUUUGUUUCGGGAUUUGAUCACGGACCUGCCGGAUUACUGUCGACCGGCGGCGGAGAAAAUGCUUUGUGCGUACGCGUUCCCCCAGUGCGUCAUCAAGGACGGAGUGACGAUUCGGUUGCCGCUGUGCUACGAAGAUUGCGUGGCUACGCACUUGCAGUUUUGCUACAACGAUUGGGCGCUGAUUGAGGAGAAGAAGGAGCGGGGCGAUGUAAUUAAAUCGCGGGGUCACUUCCGGUUGCCAAACUGCGAGGAGCUGCCGAGGCACAACAAGAGCGCAAGGCCGCCAACGUGCUCGCACGUCGGAUUGACCGAGCUGAUCCAGGAGGAGGCCACCUAUGACUGCCGGAUGGGCAACGGGCGGUACUACAUCGGAACAGUGAAUGUAACGGCGACGGGCAUUCCGUGCCAAAAGUGGGACUCGCAGGAACCGCACUCGCACCACAAGCCACCACUCGUGUUCGGGGAGUUGCAGGACGCGGAAAACUUUUGUAGGAACGCAGGCGGUGAAGAGCCAACGCCGUGGUGCUACACGACGGACAAGGCCGUGCGCUGGCAGGCUUGCGACAUUCCGCUGUGUCCGAAUUCGACCGACAUGAUUUCCACCAAAAAGCCGGUAAGUAUCGUGAUGGAGUCGGUGUUUACCCCGUCCAUGAUUUUCCUGCUGUCCGGAAUCGGCUUCGUGGCCAUCGUGUUGCUCCAUCUGAUGGUGUUCCUGUGCUAUCGGAUUGCGAGGCACAACAACAACCGCCGGCAGGGCACGGCCGGCUACAAUACGGCGUCCACGCAGGACACGCAAGGAAUUGACAUCAACAAACUGCCCAGCAACGUAAACUAUCAUCGGACAGGGGCACAGCUCAAUCCGAAGCUGGAGAAGCUCGAGUUCCCCAGGAAUAACAUAAUUUACAUUAAGGACUUGGGCCAAGGCGCGUUUGGACGGGUUUUCCAAGCGAAGGCGCCUGGACUGAUCGCGGGGGAAGAUUUCACGUUGGUAGCUGUAAAAAUGCUCAAAGACGAAGCUAGUCAAGACUUGCAGGUUGAUUUCGAGCGCGAGGCGUGUCUGCUCGCCGAGUUUGACCAUCCAAACAUUGUCAAGCUGCUCGGAGUGUGCGCUUUGGGACGGCCCAUGUGCCUGCUGUUUGAGUUUAUGGCGCGUGGCGAUCUGAACGAGUUCCUGCGCCAAUGCUCGCCCUUUGCCCAACAGAACCGCGCCGACAGCAUCAGCACAGAACUGUCCCACGGCGACCUCCUGAACAUCGCGUUUCAAAUAGCAUCCGGAAUGGUCUAUCUUUCCGAGCGCAAGUUCGUCCACCGUGACUUGGCCACCCGGAACUGUCUCAUCGAUGACAACAUGGUCGUAAAAAUCGCCGACUUUGGCUUGUCGCACAAAAUCUACCUUCAGGACUACUACAAAGGUGAUGAAAACGAUGCCAUUCCGAUUCGCUGGAUGCCGCUCGAGUCGAUCCUCUACAACAAGUACACCAUCGAGUCGGACGUUUGGGCGUACGGCGUUUGCCUCUGGGAGAUAUUCUCGUUCGCGAUGCAACCGUACUACGGGAUGACCCACGAAGAGGUGGUCAAAUUUGUCAAGGAGGGAAACAUGCUGUCCUGUCCGGAGAAUACGCCACUGACGGUGUACGAUCUGAUGCGAAAGUGCUGGAGCCGAAAACCGGCGGAUCGUCCAAGCUUUUCGCUGAUUUACCAAAAGAUCCAUCAGAUCCGGGCGGACUUUGAUGGGAAAAUGUUGAUGUAGUCCCGCUAAGAAAAAGACUUUACACGGCGUGUGUGUGUGCACAUAAUCAAGUACUGCCACAUUCUCGUAUCUUUCGCAUGGUGCGUUGCUUAACGUACAAUGUAGAAACUCUUAUUUGUAAGAAAUCUUAAGAACUGGUUCGACUGAUUUUACGAUUUAUUCUAGUUUUAGUUUUGUUAAACGUUUUAACAGUCCAUUUACAACUAAUUUACAUUUGAAAUCAAGCAUUUCUCUAGAAUUUCGUCAAUAUUUUUGUUUGUAUUUGGAUCAAAAACUGUUUAUGCAUUCCCUAUGUCAGAAAAGCCAUUUAACUUUGUCGUUUUCUUUUUUUUAAUUUUUGUCGAUUUUUUCAACAAGCGUAUGAAAACCCUUCUUGAAAUCCAUUCUCACAAAAUCCAUUGCGAAUACUUUCUGUUUGUAUUUGGUUAGCCUAAAGGCUCACAAAUCUGGCCCAUCAACGAAAGCUUCUGGAAAGAUACUUUCCAAAUAUACUCGCUAGAGUUAUCUGAAAAUCUAGCUUUUUUACAAUAAUCAAAAAUCUGGAGCAACAUUUGAAACUAUUAGGUAUGGCAAAUCCGAGCCAACAGGUAGGUAACUGUUUAAGAAAACCCGCAGUGUUAUAAGAUAGCUGAGAAGGCCGGCUAUUGUUUAACAUUGCGAGUUUUGUGAAAAAGUUACCUGUUGGCUCGGAAUUUACAAAAUAGUUGUCAAAAAAUAAUGUAAACUAUCAAAACCCCCUUACCUUAUCAAAUCUAUAUGCCUAGGCGGUCAUGGGCAAUGUGAUAUGAAUCUCGCUGGAAAUCUUUGAAAAAAGUUUUUUUCAUUACUGUCCCAAAACUGGCUCCUUAUGACAAAGGAAAUUUAUAAAGUUUUAUCCAAAUACAAAGUUACCAACAAGAAAAUUUUUAUUCUUUGCGAAUAAUUGAGAACAUUUUAUUAACAAUUUUAACACGAUCCCAAUUUAAUCAAUUGAUUUUAAAAUAUAGUAUUAUCGACCUUGUUGUAUUAUAUUUUCAUCAUAUUUUACCAACAUUCUUUGGUGCCAAGUCACUAAUAUAAUCUCUUUUAUUUCACAAAACAUCAUUUUCUAUUUCCAAAACUAAACGAAACGAGGUUUGUCCUUUUUGAAAUAUCUCCUAGCCUAAAAAACGAAACUAACCAUUCAUCCAUUUCAAAUUACUGCUAUUUUGGCGAAGCAGGCGAAGCAAUAGAGCCGCGGCAUAUCGUCGGUGUGCGUUGGUUGUACAGAAUGAUAUUUCUAGUGUUUUGCUAAUCAGUUUUUACUUUCACCGCCCUCAAAGUGUGACACAAUCAAGUUGAACUGAACAAUAAUUUGGGUAAGCCAAUUUGGCUGGAUUUAUAGCUAUAUCAAUUAGUUUUAAGCAUUCUGUACUCGUAGAGACUAAGUAUUGAAACGUUUGAUUACCUGUUUAAACACAUAUUUUAGAAUAAUACCGUAAUCCGAAUAAUUUAUAUCACGAAACUGCAUCACUAAGAUAAUACAAUGCUCUCAGUUUAUUAAUUUUAAUUCAAAGAAUCUUUGAUAGCUGAUAAAGUUUAUCUCGUGUCACUAAACCACAUCCAGAUUUUUUUUGAUUUUUUAUCGUUUUCGGGAAAUGCAAUACAAUUUCCAACACAAAUUAAUAGUGAUAACAACAACUAUAACCUUGAACCUAAAAAAAAUACGAUAAUUCCUCAAGGAGUAGAAAAAAAGCAUCUUUCAGAUAUUGAAAGUCAAACGAAAAAAACACAUACUAAACAUACUAGAGAAGAUGUAAAAUUUCUAUUUUUAUAUAGCUUGUAAGCGGAUCGACGCCAUGACAGUACGAUAGUUUGGGAAUGCGUGAAAUUAAGUGACGAAAAAAGUUCGCAAAAAUUGCACCAUUGAAGCAAAAGUUUAGAUGCGACCGCAGAAAUUUAUGAACCAGUGUUUUUUUAAUCGAUAACCUCAAAAUUAUACUUGCUUACAUUUUAUGUUUUGUAGGUUUUUAGAAUUUUUUGUAUUAUUUUAUCCUGCAUAAGUAUUAUUUAUCAAUGAUUUUAGAUUUUUUUAUAUUUAAAAUAGAUAAAGGAAAUAUUUACCAGUGCAGCAUUUUGUAAGUUUUGAAAGUCCCUUGAAUCUUUAUAUUUUGCAAGUUAAAAUCUCUUGAUUUUUAACCUGCGUGUUCACACUGUGACAUCAUAAGAAAUGCUUUCAAUUUGCACACAAGAAAGACAUUUAAUUUUACUGCCUAUGAAUGAAAAAGACAAACAAUAAUGAAAUUGGCCCAGGAAGGGGCGAAAAUGACAUGCAAAUCCAAAGAGAGACCAUUUGAUAGUUUUAAGUAAGUAUUCAAAAAGUACAGUGUAAAAAUUAUAUGAGGUGUUCUAAUGAAAUAGAAUAUAAAUGUGUUUGUCCCAA
Messenger RNA from Culex quinquefasciatus (southern house mosquito), 4810 nucleotides. RefSeq names its product tyrosine-protein kinase transmembrane receptor Ror2 (gene Nrk). Gene Ontology annotation, cellular component: signaling receptor complex. The record is from RefSeq and is a predicted model, not a curated record. NCBI's taxonomy places the organism in Eukaryota, Metazoa, Arthropoda, Insecta, Diptera, Culicidae. Gene Ontology annotation, biological process: positive regulation of kinase activity; multicellular organism development; cell surface receptor protein tyrosine kinase signaling pathway. Bases 373 to 2409 code for a protein of 678 amino acids. The transcript has 3 exons. Gene Ontology annotation, molecular function: transmembrane receptor protein tyrosine kinase activity; protein binding; ATP binding.